GCUUCUACUUCUUGUUUAGACCCUCAAACGGCAGUGUCUUGACUCAAUUUUCAAAACUCUAUCCAUAAAACGACGUCGUAUUCCUUUCUUGUCCAAUGAUUAACCAUUUCAUCAGCUGGUCAACCGAACAAGAAACAAAGAAACCGAGUAUAAUUACAGUAUUUAAGAAUUUCCGAGCUUUUAAAGCUAGCAUCUCCAAAUUAUGGAAACAAAGAGUCAAAUAAGCGAAGGAAAUUAUGCUGCUGAUAUCUCCUCCAUACGAGAAGCACAAUUACGCAUCAGUCCAUUUAUUCAUAAAACACCAGUUCUUACCUCAGAUUCUUUAAAUGGCAUUUCUGGAAGAAAUCUAUUCUUUAAAUGUGAAUGUUAUCAAAAGGGUGGAGCAUUCAAAUUCAGAGGGGCUUGCAAUGCUAUAUUUUCCCUUAAUGAUGAUCAGGCAACUAAAGGAGUUGUAACACACAGCAGUGGCAACCAUGCUGCAGCAUUGUCUUUGGCUGCAAAGUUAAGGGGAAUUCCGGCGUAUAUUGUGAUACCAAAAAAUGCUCCAAAAUGCAAAGUUGAGAAUGUCGUACGGUAUGGCGGUAAGAUUAUAUGGAGCGAGUCUUCUAUGCACUCAAGGGAGAGUAUUGCAGCCAAUGUAAUGCAGGAAACCGGCGCAGUGCUUGUUCAUCCAUAUAAUGACGGACGCAUUAUAAGUGGGCAGGGCACCGUGUCACUCGAGCUUCUGGAGCAAGCCCCCCAGAUUGACACUAUUAUAGUUCCCAUUAGUGGAGGUGGUCUAAUAUCAGGGGUGGCAUUGGCUGCCAAGGCCAUCAACCCAUCGAUUAGAAUUUUGGCUGCUGAACCCAAGGGAGCUAAUGAUGCAGCUCUAUCAAAAGCAGCUGGUGAGAUCAUAACCUUGCCUGAAACCAACACUAUUGCUGAUGGGCUCCGAGCUUUUCUUGGAAGUAUGACAUGGCCAGUGGUACGCGAUCUUGUGGAUGAUGUAAUAACCGUGGAAGAUACAGAGAUAAUGGAAGCAAUGAAACUCUGUUAUGAGAUUCUGAAAGUUGCUGUCGAACCUAGUGGAGCAAUUGGCCUCGCAGCUGUUUUAUCUGACCGCUUCCAGAAGAAUCCCGACUGGAACAACUGUAGCAGCAUAGGUAUCAUACUUUCAGGAGGUAAUGUUGAUCUUGGAGUCCUUUGGGAUUCAUACAAACAGUGAAAUCAAACUGAUGUCAAUGGGUGAUUAAUUGAUGAAAUUUUUUACCUUGGUAUAAACAAAUGGUAUGGCAUUAUUUUAUGCAAAUGAGAAUUCCUUUGAUUCCGAUAUGGAAUUAUUACA
Messenger RNA from Mercurialis annua (annual mercury), 1324 nucleotides. RefSeq names its product serine racemase. The record is from RefSeq and is a predicted model, not a curated record. Bases 203 to 1204 code for a protein of 333 amino acids. Gene Ontology annotation, biological process: D-serine biosynthetic process; pyruvate biosynthetic process; L-serine metabolic process. Gene Ontology annotation, molecular function: magnesium ion binding; D-serine ammonia-lyase activity; serine racemase activity. The transcript has 7 exons. NCBI's taxonomy places the organism in Eukaryota, Viridiplantae, Streptophyta, Magnoliopsida, Malpighiales, Euphorbiaceae.